This is a messenger RNA of Haplochromis burtoni (Burton's mouthbrooder), 1660 nucleotides long. It is a transcript of the gene sftpbb, whose product is annotated as surfactant protein Bb. Gene Ontology annotation, biological process: sphingolipid metabolic process. The record is from RefSeq and is a predicted model, not a curated record. Gene Ontology annotation, cellular component: lysosome. NCBI's taxonomy places the organism in Eukaryota, Metazoa, Chordata, Actinopteri, Cichliformes, Cichlidae. The transcript is spliced from 11 exons. The coding region runs from base 133 to 1218 and encodes 361 amino acids.
CCUGCGCAUUGCGCAUGACGUUCUGAUAGGGUAAAGACGAUCGAUCUGUACUUCCGCUGCAACCCAAACAGCUGCACCGAUGUUUUUAUAGUCAAAAUCAUCCGAUCUGUGUUGUCCUCUGCUGCUUAAACCAUGUCUGCAUCUGGAUUUGUUCUCGUGAUCCUCGCGGUGUCUCUGUGGCCCGAAGGAGACUCCAGGUUUAUUACUGACCCUUUGUCAUUCAUAAAGCAGAAAUCUCUGCAGACGUUGGAUAUCUGUCCAGAAUGCAGCCAGAUCAUCCAGCUGUCGGCCAACAUGAUUUUCAGCAGCGAUACCAAGGGAGUCGUAUAUGAAAGCUUGCACGCUUUGUGCCGCCGCCUCCCUGAAGAGCAGGUGCCAGAGUGUGAUUUACAGGUGAAGACUUACCUGCCCAAAAUCCUGCAUCAAACCCCUGAUCACGUGAAACCAGGAGAGCUUUGUGCAGCUUUUGGACUUUGUGCUCCUCACGAGAAAGAGAAAGUGCAGAAACUCUCCCACCGUGCAGCUGGCACAGAUACAUCCAGCCGCGCACUGGCCACAGGAACAAAGACAGAUGACGAGCUCAACCCAGUUUGCACCCUGUGUUUGUUUAUCAUCAAGAAGCUGGAGAGUCUGCUGCCCAAGAAUAUGACUGAGGAUGCUAUAAAGAAGGUCAUGGGGGAGGUCUGCGAUCUUAUACCCAAGCACUAUAAGGACCAGUGUGAUGAUUUCAUCAAUAAAUAUGGCGUCGAGAUUGUCGAAUUCCUUUUGUCUUCUGCUGCACCUCACACGAUAUGCAGUCUUCUGCACCUCUGUCUGUUCAAUGAGCAGCCGGUUCCAGAGGUGUUCCUCCCAUCAGACUGUGAGUCAUGCCGCAUACUGGCUGCGCUGAGCCGACUACACCAGGGCCUCAACGCCACUGAAGCUCAAACUUAUGCUUUCCUGGAGUCUGUGUGUGACAUCCACCCUACCGCCAUCCCUAAGUGUGAAGCCUUCACCAGUAUCUACGGCUCACGGCUGCAGAAGGUCUUGGGAAACCAGAUGGGAUAUCCUCAUGCAUGUGAAAGAGCUGAUCUGUGUGUGGCCUCGAAGCAGCUGGAACCGCUGGGAAAGAAUCGUUGUACCUGGGGACCAAGCUACUGGUGCAAAGAUGCUGAAACUGCUCAGGAGUGUGGUAAUCAAGCCUACUGUGAGAAAUACAUGUGGAAGAAGAAUGAGUGAAGCCUGCCAGACUGACUGCAGCCUUGUGCACACAGUGACCUACUUUUUAUUAAACUGAUCAACUGUUAAAUGUUUUCUACCUGUGAUGCACUGAUUGUUUGUUUUUUACAUUUUUGUUAUUGUUGCUGUUUUAUGGGUAAAUUUUCCAUAUUCCAGUCAAUAAGCCUUAUGAAUGUUACACAUGAAGUUUCCAGUUUGCAUGAAGUGUCCCACUGAGGCUGGGGUUCAUUCUGAAACAUUAGUUUAAGGCUGAACAGUAAGUCUUAUUCUGUGUAUUACAAUAGCUGUUAUUAUCAAUGUGAAAAUCUGCAAGCCACACGCUGAGCUCUAAGAAUAUAAUGGAAACUACUGACUGAUCGACACAGCUGCUGCUUCUGUAACAUUAUUUGAUCUUGCCUUGACUGCUGUUGCAAAUGACCACAUAUGAAUAAAAAUGGUAUUA